Molecule: messenger RNA, 1248 nt
Organism: Effrenium voratum
Lineage: Eukaryota; Dinophyceae; Suessiales; Symbiodiniaceae
Source: the annotation of a GenBank genome assembly
CGGUUCUCUUCUUCUCUUUGUCUCUUGCGGGAGCGCCUGAAUGGAUGCCAUGGCGCUCCUGUGUCUGGCGAGUCUCGGCAUUCUUGCAGAGGGCAUACCUGCGCCGCGUUCAAACGCAUGGUCAGGGCAAAUGGUUGUGGAUGCCAGCGGCCGGCUGAUGCCAAUGCAGGAUACUGUGCCGGUGAUCCGGAAGGUUGGCCAGGCACCAGUGCCUCCUGUUCCCACAGAUUGGCCUAGGCAGUCAGGGCCGAAGCACCAGGAGUUCGAUGACCCUGCACUGCCUCCAGAGGUUGAAAGAGAGGCACAAAUCUCCAAGAUAAUGCAGCAGCCGUCCCCGCGCAACGUGAAUGAGCCGAGGGCAACCCAGGCGAAGCCGCCGGAAACACCGGGCAGGCUAACGACUGCCACAGAUCUUCUCAUUCUCAGCUCGGGUGCAUUUCUUCUCCCAGCGCAUCGCGGUGGCCAGAAAGGCUUGAACUGGCUUAGUUGCAUCUUUGCCAUGCAGGCCAUCAUUUGUGGUGUCUACCAUUAUUGCGACCAACAUCGCGUGGGCACAGAUCUGGAUGGCCCGGUUUGUUCAGAGACCACCUACCGAUUCUGGCACUUGGCUGACCAUGGCAUGGCUUACUUUAUCAUGCUCCAGAUGGCCUUUCUGAUCUUGGGACCUGAAGAUCCUACCCUCCGACGUGACACGACCAGGGACGCAUGGAGCUUUGCGCGGGAGCCUUCUGCAAGCUCAGGCCUGGCUCCGAGUUGUGGCGGAGGCUCCCUCGUGGCUAUGGGCACGCGGAUUUGUCCUGCUGGCGUUCUCAGCAUUAUCCUGUGGCUGAGCGCGCGCAGCGAUCAUGCCGUAGGAAGCCCUGCUUUCCAUUUGGUGCUGGGAGGCCUUUGCUGUCUGCUUUUCCUCUUUGGCAAAGGCUCCUUCUGGCUGCUGCGCCCCGCAGCUGCAGCGCACACGCUGGCAUUGCCACAGGCAUGGCUUCGGCUGGUCUUGUGCUUUUCCUCUGUAGGGCUGAGCAUCCUGCUGUUCUUGGGAAUGCAGACAGUCGCCAACGACAAGACGAAGGUUGGGAUGGGCGGCUACAAGGCGUAUGCACACUCGAUGUGGCACGUGGCGGCAGCUGUGCUGGCGGCCGGCGUGCUGGAGCUCCUGGAGUGGCAGCGCCUGCGCUUCCUGCAGCAGGAUUUCCAGGGCCACGAGUUCUUCGGGAAAGAUGUGCGAGAGAGAACGCGCUCGUGAGAGAUGCA